Molecule: messenger RNA, 801 nt
Organism: Coprinopsis cinerea okayama7#130
Lineage: Eukaryota; Fungi; Basidiomycota; Agaricomycetes; Agaricales; Psathyrellaceae
Exons: 3
Coding region: 1-801 (266 amino acids)
Source: RefSeq, a predicted model, not a curated record
AUGAGCCUCAACGAGAAAGACCCAGAAAUCUGUGCAGGCGAUGCACUGGCAAGACAUAUUUCGUCAAAGGAGAUCGUAGUCUCGUCUCCACAAAUCUCGUCAUCUUAUGUAGCCGACCUCAACUCCACGGUGAGGUCGUUGCAGCCUGGUAUUUUCAAACAAAACCCGGCGCACACCCUGGGGGGGAUACCGAGUCGCUCACUCAACUAUGCGUGGACCUUCGAGAACACCACCACAAAUAUUGGCCUGGAGGCUUACGGGCUUGGAAUAGGGAUGGGUGGCCAUUUGGAAAGUCCCACUGAAGUUCUGUUGGACUUCAUUGACGGGUCUUUCGUCCUGAACCUAAGAUUCACAGAAUUCUUUGCGCGUGGAGUGCUGAACAUAACGGCGAGGGUCAUCAACGGGAAUCUCUUAUUCACAAUUCCACGGCUGUUUAACGGGGUCAUGGAAUGUGUCUGCUCGCCCGAUGAUAUAAUCGUUACUGGCGCUGUAGGGCAGGCAUUGGGAGUAUACCAUUGGAACCACAAUAGGUCGGUGAUUUCCCUCGGUACUAUGUCUGGCUGGAAGGUGUACCUUGACAAGGGUACCGGGGAGUUCACAUUCACUGCGCUAUCAGAAAGCGCUGCCCCAGUCAACCUCUUCCGCUGCGUCUUACAAGGUGCCCUUCUCAUUGUCGCUUUCGAGGACGAAGAUCCGGGCGACUUCGUCAAAAAAAUUGGUAUCCAUAAACUCCGUCGGCCCUUCGACUCAUCCGGUCACCUCCCCGAGAUCUUACAAGAGUUACUCUCGACGCACUCAUGA